This is a messenger RNA of Talaromyces stipitatus ATCC 10500, 1470 nucleotides long. RefSeq names its product C6 finger domain protein GliZ-like, putative. Gene Ontology annotation, molecular function: sequence-specific DNA binding; DNA-binding transcription factor activity, RNA polymerase II-specific; zinc ion binding. Gene Ontology annotation, cellular component: nucleus. The coding region runs from base 1 to 1467 and encodes 488 amino acids. Lineage: Eukaryota; Fungi; Ascomycota; Eurotiomycetes; Eurotiales; Trichocomaceae. Gene Ontology annotation, biological process: positive regulation of transcription by RNA polymerase II. The transcript is spliced from 2 exons. The record is from RefSeq and is a predicted model, not a curated record.
AUGAAAUCCUCUUUGCAACCCCGAAAACUGCGCCUGGCGUGCGACACCUGCCACCAAGCAAAGACUCGGUGUUCCGGGGGCAUGCCAUGCACAACUUGCCAAAAUUCUCGAUACGAAUGCGUCUACAGCAUCUCCAAUCAACUCGGCAGACCCAAAGGCACAACCAAGAAUCGCAGGGAAAACAGUGUACAUGCGAGCAAUGGCAGGGAGGCCCUGUCAAACAAUAAUGGGCCUCAACAACAGCGAACACCUCCGCAUUCCACCUCUGCCACUACCACUACCGCAACUACCACUACCACCGCCGCCGCCGUCGCCAACUUUAGCAGCGCCAAUAUUUUCAAAGACCUAACAGCUUUUGACAAUAUGCUCCCUGAUGCAUCUGUUGAAUCCAACCCGGGAAUGUUUUUCGCCAACGGGAAGGGCUUUCCGGACCCGAUCGGUCUUGAUUUGAUCUCGAAUCUUGCUUUCAACCAGGAUAGGAAUGAUCUAAACGUGAAGGCACUGAGCAAAGGUUCGUGUGCCAUGGGGAAGCCAUCAAGCAUCUGUUCGACCGACGAUGUAAUGGAUACCGUAACUGAGGACACACAAUUCUACUCUCCCGAUGCCUUUGGCUUUGGCGUCCAUCCUCUAUCUUCGUUUCAUCAUGCCGGAACCAAUGGUAUAAACAAAGUUAGCAAUUCUCUCUCCGGGGAGAGAUCAAUGACGACAAGGGAAGAUCUAUAUCAACCUCAAUUGCAGAAAUUGGACGCUUCGCUUCCACGGACCAAUACCUGUAGUUGCCUGCAGGAUCACGCUGAUUUACUAUGCCGCCUGGGCGAGUUGGAAAAUAGCAACGGCUCGCUCUCUGUUGACGUAACCUUGAUGUGUGUGCAGCAGGCCCUCGUCCCCUGGAAACAGUUGUCUCAAUGUAAAAUUUGCAACAAUGAUGAUGACCAAGGUGUUCUGAUACUAUCUGCCAUGACUAUUCGCGCGGUCCUUCGUCGCCUCCAACGUCUCUGUGCCGCAAUUGUGUUAUCUAAUGAUGAUCCCUCUCACAACGACACCAACUUUUUGCUAUCCCUCUCUGACGGCGGGCGGCUCGUGAUGGGAAAAUACGAAGUUCCUUUCGGAGAGCAAAUUGUGGUCACGUAUUUACUUAUUUCCUACAGUCUUGCCAAGAUUCGAUUUGCUGUUCUGUCAUUGAAAUCCAAGCUCGGCCACGCCCCGGCUAGGGCAAAGGAGAAUUUUGAAAAUAACAAUCAGCCCAGCGCUACUUAUGACGCUAACAAGCCUGCUGUUGAUGCCGGCAGAGGUGCUGAUACGACUCAUUUCUCCUCAUCUUCAAUCCCAGCUAUCGCCUCAGCAAGUGAAGACACCGGUUGCAUGCAUGCAAUGCUACGCGGCCUAGACGCCACAGUGGAAGCAGUAGGGAAAGCUCUACAGAAAGCCAAUAUUUCUCUAGUCAAGAAUGCCGGGCAUAUCUCAUGAAUG